Molecule: messenger RNA, 5070 nt
Organism: Coregonus clupeaformis (lake whitefish)
Lineage: Eukaryota; Metazoa; Chordata; Actinopteri; Salmoniformes; Salmonidae
Gene: carmil2
Product: capping protein regulator and myosin 1 linker 2
Exons: 39
Coding region: 56-4921 (1621 amino acids)
Biological process (GO): regulation of Arp2/3 complex-mediated actin nucleation; cell migration
Cellular component (GO): lamellipodium; plasma membrane
Molecular function (GO): protein binding
Source: RefSeq, a predicted model, not a curated record
UCUCUCUCUCUCUCUCUCUCUCUUACCCCUACAGACAAGAGCUGGGCCCAACAUCAUGGCUGGCAAUACUGACAUCUCUUACAGCUUACAAGAGCACAUCACUCAGCUGCUGAAGCCCCAGAAGAUUCGUCUCAUGCGGCAUGUGCAACUAAACCAACCCAAGGGGAAGGCUGAGUGCAGGGUUCUGGUGAUGACUCUAUGGAGAGCUUAUGUUGUCCACAGCAAGCAACCUGUCAGGGUGGAAAGCUCCUUCAGCUAUUUAGAGAUUUAUGCCAUCAGCAUUGAGAGCCUUAAUCAGGUGGUGAUUGAGACGGACAGACAGACCUACUCUCUCAGUCUGACAUCUGUUGAGGACCUUGAGGCUAUGGUCAGUCAUGUGACAGCUUCUCUGAAGAAGAUCUUCCCUGAUUCAUCUCCAGGGAAGAUCCUGAAGAAGAUCCCUCCAGACCUGCAGGAGCGGCUGUGGAACCUGGCAACCCGGGUGGAGGAGCACCUGACUGUAACACUGGGACCAUGUGGAGGCUUCUCAGAGACGUAUGCUGCUCUAUGUGACUUCAAUGAAUUCCCCUGCAGAGAGGAGGUCCAAUGGGAUGUGGACAACAUUUACUAUGUCCAGAAUUGUCGGGAAUUCAACCUCCUGGAUUUCAGUCAUCUGGAAAACAGAGACUUGGCCUUAUCAGUGGCCGCCCUCUCCUUCAACCAAUGGUUCACCAAGAUCUCCAGCAAAGACCUCAAACUGAGCGCAGAGGUCCAAGAGCAGGUUCUCUUCAUGAUCAACAGAUCCUCCACCUUGGAGGAGGUGUGUCUAGAGGGAAGCGGCCUCAAACUGGAUUUUGCGGUGAAGAUGGCCUGUGCCCUGCGAGAUCACACCCGCUCCGCCAUCCACACCAUCAACCUUUCAGCCAAUCACAUAGAGGACAAAGGUGUGAUAGCUCUCAGUCAGGAACUGGAGAAUCUGCCCAAUGGUCUCACCCAGCUGUCCCUCUCCAGGAUUAGUGUCUCUCCCAAAGGUCUAGGUAGUCUGGCUCAGGCGUUCUCUCAGAACAAGGCGUUCUCCAGCUCUCUGUGUCACCUGGACCUGUCAGGGAAUACAGGCAGUCUGGCUACAGAGGAAGCUGUGAACCUGUUUAAGUUCCUGUCUGGGACCAACGCUGUAUCGUACCUGGACCUGAGUGGCACAGACUGCCCUCUGGACGCUCUGUUUGUGUCUCUGUCAGCAGGCUGCUGCUCCAAGCUGGCCCACCUCAACCUGUCCAGAAACCCCUUCUCCCACAGGAAGGCGAGGGAAGUGACGCGGACUGUAAAGGAAGUCUUCAGUAAGAGCAAUGAGCUCAGAUACGUGGGAUUGGCAGGAACCAAACUACCCCCAGAGGCUCUCAGAUUGUUGUUGCAGGGUCUGGCCACAAAUACCCAUCUGUGUGGGCUGGAGCUAGACCUGAGCGGCUGUGAGCUGAGGUCUGCUGGGGCCCAGGUGAUUCAGGAGCACAUAUUUGAAGCAAAGGCCAUCAGCAGUCUGGACCUUUCUGACAAUGGUUUUGAGAGUGACAUGGUCACCUUGGUGCUGUCCAUCGGUCGCAGUCACUCCAUCCGCCAUCUGGCUUUGGGACGCAACUUUACCAUGAAGUCCAGAGCUCUAACAGAUGUCCUACAGCGUAUCGUCCAGCUCAUUCAGGAGGAGGAGUGUCCCCUGGAGUCGCUGUCAGUGUGUGACUCCAAGCUGAAGACAGGCACCACCAUCCUCAUCAACAGCCUGGGCAGCAAUGCCAGCCUCACUAAGAUAGACAUCAGUGGCAACUGCAUCGGAGACACUGGAGCCAAGAUGCUGGCCAAGGCCUUACUCAUCAACACUAAACUCCGGACGCUGGUCUGGGACAGGAACAAUGUGACAGCCAAGGGAUUUCUGGAUGUGGCCAACGCUCUAGAGAGGAACUUCACACUGCAGCACAUAUCCAUCCCCAUGAAUGACGUCACACACGGGUAUCGUAACAGUCCUGAGAAGACAGAGGAGGCUCUGCAGAAGAUCCAGGCGUGUCUGAUCAGGAACAGCCAGAGACAGUCUGGAGGCCCAGACCAGAUACUAAACCUCCAACAGGGCCUGAAGACCGUACGCUCUGAACAGAUGGUUCAAGGUCUGUGUCAGAGGUUACAGGAGAGUGUCCGACCUUUAGCCCCCUGCAAUAUACAGGAAGUGCAGUCAGACAUAUUGGCUGCAGAAGAAGUGCUUCAUAAUGCUAAGACCUCCAUUACGCUAUUGCCUUCACUUUAUGAGCUGGGGAAGACACCCUCUAGUGGUGCAAUGCUGCAACAUAUACUGAAUGACACGGCCAAAACAGUCACCAACGAAAUAACAGAGGAGAUUCAGGAGCUGGCCCAGGCCUUGUUGCAGUCAGCCCAGACCCUCUGUCCUAGGGUCACCCACAGGUCAAGUGUCUGUGAGCAGCUGGCUGACUGUGUAGCUAAGAAGUCCAGACAGACAGCCCUGUUCAUCCAGGACACCUUCAUGCAGCACAUAGGAGAGCUCAUCAGUAACAAACUCAGUGAACUCAAACUGUCAGUUAGUGUCUCCUUGGUGGAAAGUAUCGUUGACGAGGUUCUGCAGGACUUGUCUGUGGCUCAGCAGAAAUUGGACCGUCAUAUGAGGGAGCAGACCAGCUCUGGACUCAAAACCAACGUCCCUCAUCUACGAGUGGUAGAUCAUGAUUUCCCCAUGGAUGAUUAUGUUCCUGUCAUUUGGAGGAGAAGCUUCCACUCCAAGAGUAUCCGUCCAGCCCCCUCAGUGAAAAGUCUCCUGGAUGUGGACACAGAGCAGCAGGCAAGAGAGAGCAUGCAUUAUCAGCAGGAAGGAGCAGGGGUAGGAGGGAAGGUGCGGGCGCUGUCGUCGACAACGACUCUGUCAGUCACAGUGGUAGGCCAGCUGAAACCCGAAGGCCCCUCCCACACAGGGAGAGAGGCGGAUGCUGCCGCUGCUGCGGCUCUUAGCAACAGUGAGCCCCGGCGCCCUGAGCCCGCACCUCCUCAGCCCCCUAUGGACCUGCCCAUCGAUGGCCACACACUGAGGCACUACACCCGCUCCAGGCCCAGACCCAACCGCCGGAACAGCAAGCCGCCCACCAAGCCCCAGGAGCAGGCAGCUGAGAGUGAAGAGAAUGAAGCCAAUGAGACCAUUGGUAGGGUGGAUGAGGGAGUAGAGGAGUUUUUCACUAAGAAGAUCAUCCCUGAUGACCCUCUAAAAGCGCAGAGGGAGGAGAUCCCUGACAAAGCACAACCCACAGAGUCGACCUCCACCACCCCUGCCCCACCCAGCACACCUGCCCCGGCACCGCCCUCCACCACCACCACCACCUCCUCUAGCACCUCUUCCUCCUCCACGACUGUAACAACCACCCCUUCCUCCGCCCCCUCCAAAAAAAUCAAGAAGAGGUUUGGGGACUUCUUCGCCUUCAAGAAAGGCCGUGCUGGCCAGGGGGCGAAGGGCGAGGUCAAAAAGACCUCCAUUGCCGAUCUAAUCAGACCACUCAGGGAGGCAAAAGAGAAGGAAAAAGAGAGGGAACGAGAGAAAAAGGGGAAAUUGGAAGAGGAGAGUGGUGCUAAGGCCACCAGUGUUAAUGAUUCUGAUGCCACCACAACAGUAAGAGCAGCAGAGGACAACACCAUGGCCCCCGCCACUCCCUCUGAAGUCCCCACCGCCUCCCUGCCCACCAGUGCCCACGCCCAAGAGGAGGUGUCCCCCAGCCCCGUCAUCAGCCCUAUCGGAGGGUUCCUGACGGAGAAGGAGAAGAGCAGGACCCCAGAUGGAGAGAGGAGGCUGAAGGCCACACGGCGCACCCUCAGGGACGGCAAGUCCCAGUCCCUCAUCCUGCUGACAGGCCUGGAGGAUGGCACUGCCACACAUGGAAAGAAACACGCAUCUGAGAGCACAUCCAGCCUUGAGCAGCGCCUCCACGUCAUGCUCCACCGCAUGGGGGUGGCCAAGACACCUCCUGCAGACACAAAGACCAGCCAGAACAAAGAAGAGGAGCUGAGGAAAGCCAACUCCGAGGGUGCAAUUCUUGACAAAAAAACGGAACCUCCACCCACGUUCAUGAAGCCUCGCACUAUGUCCACAUCAGCUUCAGACACCAGGCGGCCAAUCAGAGCAGGCGUAACACCUCUGGAGGCUAUCCGAACAGAUAAGCCCCUCCUCCCAGGACGUCACAUCGGCCCCCUCCCUCCCAAGCCCACAGUGGCAGCCAAACCCCCUCUCCCAGCCCCCCAGCAGCACCCUGCUGCCGCUAGGACGUCCCUGGGGUUUCCCCAGCAGCCAAGCAAAGCCACAGGCCCGGAGAACCAGCCAACAAAGCCAGAGCCCUCCCAGACCCACCCCCAGCAGAGGGAACCCCCCUGCCCCUCCCCCCGCAAGGAGACUCCCCCUGCCCCAUCGCCACGCAGGGGACCCUCUGCCCUGGAGAGCAGGGAGCGCUCUGAGAGAGCACAAUCAGUUACUGAAGAGAGCCUUCCUAAACCCCGGCCCCGCAUGAAGCCCUCUCCCCAGCGGAGAGCUGUGUCUGUCUACGAGGACUCUCUCCUCCGAGAACAUGCUGCUCUGCUGGACCCCGAAGAGCUGAAGGCAGCAUUGCCUCGGUUGCAGAGGUCACCAGUCCAGAAACGUGCCAACCUUGGGGAGCUCCCUACCUGUAGUGAGGACCAGCCUGAGGGGAAGGAGGCAGGUGAAGCAGAGGAGAAGGAGAGGACUGGCGAGGGUGAGGAGAUGGACAGCUGGCCAGUAACAGAGGACAAGCCAGGGCCAAGCCCAGUGGGGGCCAGUCAGGGAGAGAGCACAGCAGAGAAGAGGGGAGAGACUGUCUCACAGCAGCACACAGCACAGGCAGAAACAUCAGACCAAAGAACUGAACCCCCCUUACCGGAGACACACAUGGAUUGACCUGCGCAUAGUCUAUUUUCUAUCAUGUCUACCUUUGCCUUGCACGCCAGAUUAUUUAAAAAAGAAAAUAAUUAUAAACAAAAUGUUUUAAAAAUAGUAAAUCCAUACCUAUACUUGUUAAUUAUUAAAAAGUUGAUUCUGAAGUGUCA